CUGUCGGAGAGCCCAUAUAAUUACUCCGGCCUCUGCUAGUGGAUGUGAUAUGUGGUGACCAAGUCUCGGCCAAGCGAAAUUCAGAAAUCAUCGGUGAAACCGUGUGGCGAGCCGUGAACUAAAAGAAGACAUUUUCGCCUUUGUGUUAUUAUGUUCGCGAUCGUUGUCGAGUCAUUUCUGCGCGAUUUGUGAGGAAAUGUUUCUCAGCAGCAGCAGCAGCAGCACGAAAAAAUAAAAACGCACGGACAAAGGCGAGAAAAGAGACGAAAUUCGAUCGAAUCAAAGUGUGCCUCUGUCGAACGGAAUAGAACGAGUUGCAUAUUAGCAAAGGAAGCAGUAGAAGUACUUCAUUUGCCCCAGCUGUCGAAGGAGAGGAGUUAUAAUCCGUGAUUGGAUCGAUUUUUUCCGCUACAUGAAGAUGGCCCAUUGACGGAGAAUAUUGCAUAAUAAUCGGAAAAAAGCAACCACUCAAAACAGCGCAGAAUUCACCGAAGGAAUAUCAUCAGGAGGACAAUCGCGUCACGCAAAGUGGAGUCAUAAUUUUCCUUGCAAAGGGUGAGCCGAAGGAAGAAGAACGCCCCGUAUUCGUGACAAAACACUGCACUGUAUUUCGUCGUGAAGAAAGAAAAAAAAAAGAAAGGAGAGGAUCAUCACCAGAGCAGGCUUCCAUUUUGCUAUUUCGCCUUGCCAAGUUUUGACAGAUCGACGACACAGGAAAAGAAGCAGCAGCAGCAGUUCGAAGGAACGUCAAACGUUUUGUAUCCAGGAGGAGAAGUGCUCAGUGUCGCAGUGUCGAAAGGAUCUAUUUUAUCAAGCCACAGAACCGUCACGGAAUCGGCGAGCUGGGAUUUCUUCCGACCGGAGACGGGGGCUUAAAUUUUUUUUCUUUUUUCUUUUUCUUCCACUUUCAACUCUUAUAUUGAUUUGAUUUCGGUGUGUGUUUGCUCCUUUUCGUGUGCCGCAACGCUCUCCGAAAAACGAAAAUAACCUGAAAUUGCAUAUUGCGAAAAAUCAAAACACACACACACACACUCGCUCGAACAAAAACAACAACAAAAAAUGUCGUACGAUGACGGAACCGAAACGUUGUAAAUAUAAUUCCAGCGCCGCUAUGGAUAACGACAAAAACGUCGAAGCAAUGGAUACGCAAGAUGAUAACGAGUUGGAUCCACCAAAUGCGCCGAAUCUCACCCCGGCAGUGAUGAACAAUCCGACAAACGGCGGAGGAGGAGGAGGAGUGACGGCCACAGCUGGUGCCGAGCAAAUGAGCAUGGAUGAUCAGGACAAUCUUGAUGACGAGGUCCGUUCGGAGGCGACCUUUAGCUUUAAGGUAGAAAACAUCAGCAAACUUAACGAGUCGGUACUCUCGCCACCGUAUUACGUACGUAACCUGCCCUGGAAGAUAAUGGCCAUGAAGCGAUCGAAUGAUGCGACUUCGCCGGUGGGCAAAGGAUUGGGUUUCUUCCUGCAGUGUAAUGGCGAGAGCGAUAGUACAAACUGGAGCUGUGCUGCAUCGGCCGAACUGCGAUUGCUUUCCGUCGUGCCGAACAAGGAUCCUUUCACGAGAAAAAUCCGUCACACAUUCAGUCGAAUCGAGAAUGAUUGGGGCUUUUCGUUCUUCAUGAAUUGGCACGACAUAUUGAACCCGGAAAGUGGAUACAUUCAAAACGAUGUCAUCACGCUGGAAGUACACGUAACGGCAGAACCUCCGCGAGGCAUUUUCUGGGACUCAAAGAAACAUACGGGCUACGUGGGUCUGAAAAACCAGGGCGCAACCUGUUACAUGAAUUCGCUGCUGCAAACCCUCUACUUCACCAAUCAGUUGCGCAAGGCAGUGUACAAGAUGCCAACCGAAGCCGAUGACGACUGCAAAUCGGUUGCCCUUGCACUGCAACGGGUUUUCCAUGACCUGCAAACUCAGAGCAAACCUGUGGGAACCAAAAAGCUUACGAAAAGUUUCGGCUGGGAUGCGCUUGAUUCCUUCAUGCAGCACGACGUUCAGGAGUUUCUCCGCGUUUUGCUCGAUAAGCUGGAGAACAAGAUGAAGGGGACCAGUCUCGAGGGAACGAUCCCGAAGCUGUUCGAGGGCAAAAUGAUAUCCUACAUCAAGUGUCAACAUGUGGACUACACGAGUCGUCGCUUGGAGACGUUCUAUGAUAUCCAGUUGAAUAUCAAGGGAAAGAAAAACAUCAGCGAGUCCUUUAAGGAUUAUAUCGCAACGGAAAUACUCGACGACGAUAACAAAUACGACGCGGGCGAACAUGGCCUGCAGAAGGCCGAGAAGGGAAUCCUGUUCAGCAAGUUUCCGCCGGUGUUGCAUCUUCAUCUGAUGCGUUUUCAGUACGAUCCGAUCACGGACAGUUCGGUGAAGUUCAACGAUCGGUUCGAGUUCGACGAAAAGAUCAAUUUGGAUCCGUUUCUGGAGAAGCCCGAGGAUACGAAGGCAACGUACAUUUUGCACGCCGUUUUGGUGCACUCGGGGGACAACCACGGGGGACACUACGUGGUGUACAUCAAUCCCAAAAAUGACGGCAAGUGGUGCAAGUUUGACGACGAUGUCGUCUCGCGCUGCACCCGGAACGAGGCCAUCGAGCAGAACUACGGUGGAUACGAUAACGAUAUGAACAUCCGACACAGCAGCAACGCGUACAUGUUGGUUUACGUGCGGGAGUCUGUGAUUCACGAGGUGUUGGAAGAGGUCAAGAGCACCGACAUUUCCGACGAGCUGCAGGAACGCCUCGAUGAGCAGCGGCGAAUCCAACAAUGUCGCCGAACUGAACGCACCGAAGCAACCAACUAUAUGAACAUCAACGUGCUGCUGGAGGACUACAUGGAGAUUUACCCGAAGUCGGAUCUGUUCGAUUCGGCAACGGCAACGUACCGAACCUUCAAGGUACGCAAAACGACCACCAUUGGCGAGCUGGCCACCAUGUUCUCGAAGACGUUCAAAGUGGAACCGGAAAAGAUGCGAAUGUGGACGGUUCUGAAGAACGGUCACAGGAUACACAAGUUUCAGCUGAUCGAUCCGACGGCUAACGAAACGUGCAGCAAAUAUGGCUACCAGGAUCCGAAAAACUCGUGGACCAUUUUCCUGGAGCUUGCGACACCGCAGGCGGAUCAGCUGCAGCAUAUAGAUCAGAACGAGUUGCUGAUAUUUUUCAAAUCCUACGAUCCGAUUGAGAAACGCCUCAACUACUGCGGGCACGGGUUCUACAAGAUCACCCGGAUGGAGUUGGAGGAAAAUUUUCAGGAAGAGUGUAUCAAACGGGCCCACUUCGAGCCCGACACUGACAUUCAGUUGUACGAGGUAACCGAUAUCAACAAGGCUGUAAAAAUUCCAAAUUUUUUCAUGACCGACUCACCGCUGUCUCUGCCGAUCAAUGGUUCAAUCAUUAUUAUCGAGAAGGUUAACCCUGGGUUGGAGAAUCUGGAAUUCCCAACAUGUGACGAUUAUCUUAGGGACCUGUACUGUCGGAUUGAGGUUAUCUUCGUCGACACGUUGAAUCCGAACGAUACCGGAUUCACGUUGGAUCUAUCCUCGGAGUCAACCUACGAUCAGCUGGCGAAAGCCUGCGGUCGAAGAAUCAAUGUGAAGCCUUACGAGAUACAGUUUUUCAAGUGCAAGAAUUUCAACGAUAUCCCUGGACAGCCGCUCCCUUACAACUACACCGGAACGCUAAAGGACAUCGUGUGUUACACGAAAGCGAAACAAACGAGAAAACUGUUCUAUCAAAAACUAUCGAUCAGCAUCAACGAGCUGGAGAAUAAGAAGCAAUUCCGCUGCUUGUAUCUGAUGCCAAACCUGAAGGAGGAAAAAGAAUUGAUACUGUACCCCAACAAAGACGGUACCGUGCAAAACCUUCUCGCGGAAGCGGCCAAAGUGAUCGAGUUUAGCGAAAACAGUACCAAGGAGCUGAGAAUAUCCGAGCUGUCGAAGAACCGACUUGCGCCGGGACCAUCGAAGGAUACUCCGCUCGAUCAGCUGCACGAUUAUACGGAUAAUACGUUCGUGCAGCGGACAACGAUGAGCAACCAGAAAAUGUAUCGCAUCGAGGAGGUGGCCGAGGACGAAAGAAAUGUGCCCGAGAACGAGAUGCUUGUGCCAGUGUUGCAUUUCACCAAGGAUAUUGGUAGCAUUUUUGGAAUUCCCUUCUUCAUCCGGACGGUAGACCACGAAACCUUUGCCACCCUCAAGGAGCGCAUGAAGAAGAAGCUUAAUGUGUCCGACAAGGAGUGGGAGAAAUACAAGCUGGCCAUCAUUACGGAGCACAUUGAUUACAUCGACGAUGAGACGAUCGAAAUCAAUCUGGAGAUGUUCAAACCGGACCCCAGUGAUCCAAACUCGCGGACCUAUCUCGGGCUGGAACACAUCAACAAGAACACUAAACGAGGCAGGUUUAACUAUAUGGAGAAAGCGAUAAAAAUAUAUAAUUAGGAAUCUCCACCCCCCUAUAUCCUGUUUCCCCGUCAUCUCCUUUGAAGAAGAAGCAAAGCAAAACUACUUUUCCCUUCCAAAAAACCGUUUCUACAACCUUUUCGCAAAAUGUUCUCUCACAAAAUCACAGGCGCGGCCCUUUGUCCCAAUAGUUAGGUACACACACACAUACACACACACACACACUGACACAUUAGGUUCCCGCCCAAAAUAAAUACAAACAACACACAGCUAGAGAGAAAAAAAAGGCAGAAACAAUUUUUAUUUGCUAGCAAUUUUAAACAAUUGUUCAAUUGUGACACACAAAAACAAAUACAAUACAAUACGUCUGUACCACCCCCCAUCGCCACAGUAAUGAUGCCACACAACUCACAGAAAUGAAAUUGUCAUGUCCAACUAUUCAGCGAAAAGAAGAGAAAAAAAAAUCGUUAUUGCUUUUUUUUUAAAUUAUGUUUUUUUUAUUAUAUCGACGAGUUUAAAAUGGUUCCAAGAGUUGAAAAUAAUAUCAGACCGUUAUCCGAGGUAGUCCCCCCUUCUCAUGUGAUGAAAGAAUAAGAAAUUCAAAAAGCCUUCUUUUUCACAUUUGACGGAUUUCGCGUCAACUCGACUAGAGGUUGGCAUGACCCUCUCAGAACUCAAUGAAACACUCUGGGCGUAAAGACCUUACCUAAUUAAGCAACUUGGCAUACUUAGUUUUCCGAAAAUUUAUCUAGACUAACAUAUGGAAAGGGCUAUAUAUUUUUGAUCAUUUUUUUUAUUAUUUUUCUUACUCGAAAAUGGUAAGUCCUACAAAAAAAUGAUCUAUGGAAGAGUUUUAGCAAAAUAAUUGAAUUUUCAGAAUAAAGAAAAAAUACUGAAAAAAUAUUUUUUGAAAUUCUACACUGAAAAAAAUCGAUUUCAAAAACUAAAAGUCAAUUUUCUCACAAUGGUCAUCUCAGAUUUCGAUGAAAUAGUAGAUACAUAUGUGCCCUACAAAUCUUCCAUACAUCGCAACAUAUGCAUAUUUAAGGCAAAAUAGUUUUUCUGACAAAAACUUUUUCAAGAUUUUUUCUCGAAAAUUUUCAAUUUUUUUUGUACAGCUAUAGAAAAAAUCAAUAACAAGUAGAAAUGGAUUGAUGGUGACCCUUGGAUGCUAAAGUACAGUUUUCAGCUUGUUUUUGUAGUCAAAUACAAUAUGUUUCAAUACAAAUAGCAACGACAGCUCUCAAACAAUAUCUAUCAGCCGAAAAUCUCUUGAUCGGUCGGUCAGCUAUCGAAUAGUUGUAGAUUUAGGUAUCUAUUAAGAGUCACUGUAAGUAAUAUUGGAUAUUGGUAAAGGAAUAGUAUAGAUAUCUAAAGAAUGAAUAAAAUGGCUCUGCAGUUGUUUGAAAAUUACCAGUCGUGACCAGUAGCAAAUGUAAAGUGGCGAAAAAGAAAAAGCAUUAUUUCGUUUCUGCGUAAUCAUCAGAAUUCAAUGGGAAAAUGGGACAUUAUUCAGCCACAAAGCUGUACUUUAGUAUCCAAGGAUCACCAUCAAUCAAUUUCUACCUGUUAUUGAUUUUUUCUAUAGCUGUACGAAAAAAAUAGAAAAUUUUCAAGAACAAUUCUUGAAAAAGUUUUUGUUAGGAAAACUUUUUUGCCUUAGAUAUGCACAAGUUGCGAUGUAUGGAAGAGUUGUAGGGCACAUAUAUUUCUACAAUUUAUCCACCGUUUCAUCAAAAUCUGAGAUGAGAAUUAUGAGAAAAUCGGCUUUUAAUUUUUGAAGUCGAUUUAUUUCAGUAUAGAAUUUCAAAAAAUAUUUUUUCACUAUUUUCUCUGAAAAUUCAAUUAUUUUCCUCAAACUCUUCCAUAGAUCAUUGUAUUUUUGUAGGGCUUACCAUUUUCGAAUAAAAAAAAAAAUAUAAAAAAUGAUCAAAAAUAUUGAGCCCUUUCCAUAUGAUAGUCUAGAUAAAUUUUCGGAAAACCAAGUAUGCCAAGUUGCUUAAUUAGGUAAGGUCUUCACGCCCAGAAAGUUUCAUUACGUUCUGAGAGGGUCAUGCCAAUUCCAAUCGCGUGAGUUCGCGCGAAAUCCGUCAUUUGACGACGCCGAUUCCGACCACGAUGACGCUUGUUUUCGUUUCUCCCACACUUGUGCUUGUAUAGAAUUGUGUAUCCUGUAAAUUCUUGUUUUUCCCCCUAAUCCUCCACUCUCUCUGCCUUGUUCCGUUCUAAAAUUGCACUGGGAGAAGAAGAGAAGAAAAUCUGUAUUAUCAGAACACCAUUGUUUGUUUGUUUGCGAGAGAUGGACAAAAGGCGGAAGACAAUUUAAGGCAAAUCGAUUAUUUAUAUUUAAAUAUUAAACAAAAAAUGAAGGAGGUUAAACAUUAAGACUAUAGUUGCAAACGAAAGCUGCUGAACGCAAAAAAAAAAAGUUUAGGCUCAGCCAGUAAUCUAUGAAGAGAGGAAAGAAAAAAUCUAUAUUUGCUGUGAAAAAUCAAUGACUGUGUGAGAAAUCCUGCUGACGACAGAACUCUCAGUUGGGGGAAAACCGAAAAAGGGUCGGUUUCGGGUUUCCGCCUCUUAAUUUGAACUCAAUGCUGUAGAACAACAUCUAGAAGAUAACUUCGGUUGCCCGCCGCUUGAAAGUAAAAUUCAAUACAUCGUCGAAUCGAAAGCGCGGAGGAGCUCCUGUGAGCUUCUGUGUAGAAAGGAUUCGUGUUGGAAACGCCGCAUAUAAACUCAAUCCUAGACAACAAGUGCACUACAUAAACAAUUAUAAUCAUGGCUAGUACUAUAUUGGUCAGCAAAGACAGAAAGAAAAACAAUGAACACACACACGCUAUUCGAAACGCAGACGCUCACUGAUGUGUGCGUGCGUGUGACACGCACCUGAUAGCAACAGUAAAAGCAGCAGCAAAAUGAUACAGUAUAAUAUUAAACAAAUCAAAUAAAACGAGUAACAGAACGAGAGAGAGAGAGAAAGCUGUUGAAAGUAAAACAUAGAGCAUGGAAGGAGCUAAUUGUAAUAAAACAGUAAAAAUUAUAAAACAACAGAAAAAAAACAAUAAAAAUGUUUUGAAAUCAA
This is a messenger RNA of Toxorhynchites rutilus septentrionalis, 7478 nucleotides long. It is a transcript of the gene Usp7, whose product is annotated as ubiquitin carboxyl-terminal hydrolase 7. Bases 1070 to 4435 code for a protein of 1121 amino acids. Lineage: Eukaryota; Metazoa; Arthropoda; Insecta; Diptera; Culicidae. Gene Ontology annotation, cellular component: cytosol; nucleus. The transcript is spliced from 4 exons. The record is from RefSeq and is a predicted model, not a curated record. Gene Ontology annotation, molecular function: cysteine-type deubiquitinase activity; protein binding; cysteine-type endopeptidase activity. Gene Ontology annotation, biological process: regulation of protein stability; protein deubiquitination.